AUGGCUUCUGGUGCUAUUCUGUCCUCUGAGAGAGAGGCACCGAGGAAACGCCUGGCCACGUUCGAAACGACAUCUUCACUUGCCACAGGCCUUGAACUGGGUGAACUCGACCGAUCCGAGAUCUGGCGCUGGAACAAGGAUCUUCCUCCCACCACCCACACCUGCAUGCAAGACUUAAUAUCGGAUCAAGUGCGACGACAACCCACGGCGCAGGCCAUCUGCUCGUGGGAUGGCGAAUUGUCUUACGAGGAUAUCGAGAAGUAUUCAACGCUACUCGCAUAUCAUUUACUUGAGCUUGGAUUAAAAAUUGGUCAAAUCGUGCCUCUUUGUUUUGAGAAAUCUCGAUGGACAGUCGUCGCCGUCCUGGGUGUCAUGAAGGCCGGUGGAGCGUUCGUUCUCAUGGACCCAAGUCAACCCUUUGAAAGACGCCAGACAAUUGCAGAACAAGUAAAUGCAACCUUGAUCAUCACCUCCCAACCCCACGGUUCCUUGGGUAUAACAAUCGCGCCUGGUGCCCAGGCGGUCAUUGUUAGGCAAGACACGCUUCUUACACUCGCCAAACAAACCUCUUCAUCGCUUCGACCUGAGCUACCGGUGGUUCCCACAGAUUCAAGUCUUUAUCUUAUAUUCACUUCUGGGAGUACCGGGAAGCCCAAGGGAGUCAUCAUCGACCAUGCCACCUACACUACAAGCGCCAUCACCAGAAGUACGGCGGUAGGGUACACGGCCGAAUCGCGAGUCCUCGAUUUCGCAUCAUACGCCUUUGACGUCAGUGUGGAUAGUAUGCUCUGCACGCUUCUGCGAGGCGGGUGCCUAUGUAUCCCGUCCGACGAGGACCGCCUGAAUGACCUGAGCGGCGUAAUCCGUCGCAUGAAGAUCACCAUGUCCAACAUGACCCCAUCUGUGGCUCGCAUCCUUGAUCCUGACAUCGUUCCCUCGUUGCAUAGUCUCGGUCUGGGUGGAGAAUCAUGCUCCGUUGGUGACGUCUCCCAUUGGGGCCGGUUCACGCGAAUCGUCGUGGGGUAUGGCCCGUCGGAAUGUACCGUGGGAUGUACCAUCAACUCAAGUGCAGCAGGCAAGCCGUAUGUCAGUAUUGGUCCUGGCGUGGGAGCGGUAAUAUGGUUAGUUGACCCCGAAAACCACAACCGAUUGAUGCCAGUGGGAGCAAUCGGGGAGUUGCUGGUGGAGGGCCCGAUCGUGGGACAAGGGUAUCUGGGGGAUCCCGAGAAGACCGCAGCGGCAUUCAUUGAAGACCCGCCAUGGCUUCUCGCAGGUGGUGGUGAUGUACCUGGGCGUAGAGGUCGUUUAUACAAGACGGGGGAUUUGGUCCGCUACGACCCAGAUGGAGAACGCGGGUUCGUCUUUGUUGGACGCAAGGACACGCAGGUCAAGUUGCGUGGUCAGCGCGUUGAACUGGGCGAGAUCGAGCAUCAUCUGCGAAGACUGCUCCCUGGAACAGACGUGAUGGCCGAGGUCAUUGCGCCCCAGGGCCGGAGCAAAGAGUCUAUGCUGCUGGCCUUUGUUGCUGAUCCAAAUGCUGAGAAAAAACCCGAUUCCCAUAAUGACGAACCCCAACAAGCAGAACUCUCGAUCGGAACUCGAGAAAAAAUAGCAAAUGUCAACGAAGAGCUGUCCAAGGUACUGCCGGUGUACAUGGUCCCAUCGAUGUACGUUGGGAUAAACCGCAUGCCCAUGCUGGUUUCUGGGAAGACCGACCGAAAGUCGUUGCGAACAUUUGGGUCACAGCUGUCUCUGCAAACAAGCUCGGAGGGUGGAUUGACAUCCCAGAGCCAGGAGCCCGUCUCGGAUGCAGAGAUCUGCUUGCAGAGUAUAUGGUGUCGCCUGCUCGGGCUUCGCGCGGAGGAGGUCAGCACCGCCCAAAACUUCUUCAUUCUUGGUGGGGACUCUGUUAUGGCGAUGAAGCUUGUAUCAGCAGUGCGUGUGCAAGGCUUUUUGCUGACUGUGACGGAUAUUUUCAACUUUCCUGUGCCAGCUUUCUCUUUGAUUGACCCAACAUGGACCCGUGACUCUGCUUGCACGGAGACUGCAGAGAAAUGUGGGAUUGACAAAGCCACUAUCGAAGACAUCUACCCCUGCACUCCUUUACAGGAGAUUUUGAUGGCCUUUUCAGCCCGUUCAGCCAAGAGCUAUGUUGCUCAGCGCAUUGCGGAGAUUCCCAGUAUGGAUGUAGCCGGAAGGCUUCAAGUCGCAUGGAACACUGUGUUUAUGGAAAGUCCAAUUCUGCGAACUCGCGUCGUCGAGUUCAAAGACCAUGGCUUCCUGCAGGUUGUCGUUAACGAAUCUCCGAGAUGGGAGUCAAGGAACACCAGUUUGAGCAGUUUCUUGGAAGAAGAUCAGAAAGCCUCCAUGUCAGUCAACAUGCCAUUGAGCCGGUACGCGCUCGUCCAUGACCAAUCGCAUGACAAAAUCUACUUUGUGUGGACUGUCCACCAUGCAAUCUACGACGGCUGGUCCACGGAUCUCAUUGUUGAACACGCGGUGAAUGCGUACAAAGGUCUACCACUCUCUCGACCAGCUGAGUUCAAGCAUUUCAUUCGCUACCUGAUCGACUCUGCGAGAGAAUUCUCAAAGGAUUACUGGCGUGUACAACUUCAAGAUGCAACAGGACCCCAGUUUCCCUCUCUACCGUCACGGAUGUACAUUCCCGAAUCAAAUGCACUAGCCGAGCGAUUUGUUUUUGUUGAACGGUCUACAAGAUCUGGCAUCACCACCGCAACCCUCAUUCGAGCGGCUUGGGCUCUAGUCGCUUCGCAGUAUACAAUGAGCGACGAUGUGGUGUUUGGGGAGACAUUCGCAGGACGCACACUCCGGAUUCCCGGCGUCGAGCAGAUCGAAGGUCCCAUGAUUGCCACUGUCCCGGUCAGAGUGAGAAUCGAUCAUUCCGCGCCUGUGCAGGAGUUCCUGCAGGCGAUCCAAGAACAGGGUCUUGUAAGAGCUGCACACGAGCACCUCGGCAUGCAGAAUAUUCGUCGGCCGCGUCGGCCAAAAACAUCAGAGCCAUCCGACGAUGAACUUCCCUCUUUCCGUGCUGAAGACGCAGCUCACGAGGCCCUUCGAUUCAACUCGUACCCGUUAAUGUUGGCAUGCUCUUUGCAUGAUCAAGGGUUCCAAGUAACCGCGAGCUUCGACUCUGUUCUCAUCAGCGAGCCACAGAUGAACCGAGUUCUGGCUCAGUUGGAGUGCGCUGUGUCGCAGCUCUGCAGCGAGGACAUUGCUCAAAUUAGCAGUAUUACCUGUCUGAGUGACCAAGAGUGCGCAGGAAUAUGGCAGUCCAACACAUCCGCAGUUUCUUCUGCUCCCGAUACUUCACUUCUUUCAGAAGAGGAUAAUAGCCGCAUGAUUGGGGACAAAUACCUAACAAACUCCGUUUCAUGGAUUGUGCAUCCUGCGAAUACCAAUCUUCUCAUGCCAAUUGGCACAGUGGGCGAGCUUCUGCUCGAAGGAGUCGGAGAAGCCGCGAACAUCGAGACUCCGGAGUGGCUCAAGCAGGGAUUCGGCGACAUUCCCGGCCGUCACCACAGGCUCUACCAGACUGGAGAUCUAGUCAAAUAUGACGAAGACGGGUCUUUGAUCUUUAUGGGGCGAAAAAGGAGCUUGAAAAAGGUUGACGGCCAUGUGAUGGAUCUUGCUGCCAUUGAUAUCCAGCUUCGCUCUUUUCUUCCCUCGACAACCGACGUCGUCAGUCAGCUCAUUACCCCGAAGAGCGACAGCAGUCAAUCCCCUGUACUGGUUGCAUUCGUCAGUGAACCUCCACCAAAGGACAGUCAAGUAGUCAACCUCGGGCUCGAGACACAGAACGCGGCGCUCCCCUUGACGGAUGUGCUCUCAACGGAGCUUGCUGACUCUAUUUCUGGUCUCAGCAAGGACCUUGCUGAUAUUCUGCCACCAUAUAUGAUUCCGUCUACUUAUAUCCCACUCCAACAGGUUCCUUCCCUCGGGGACCAGGUCGAUGUCGAGUCUCUCAAAAUCUACACUGCUUUCUCGUUGCUGGGCAUCGCCGAUGUGGAGGUCUUCCUGUCCCACAAGGUGCAGCCGGCUCUGGCAGAUGCAAAUUGGAGCAUUCAAGAUGUUUUACCUGUGACGGACCCUCAGGCGCGAGAUGUGGAGGCGACGGUUUCUGCACCGCGAAGUGCUUUGCAGUACAACAUGCUGUACCUGGACAAGACCGUUGACAUAGCACGGCUAUUGUCAGGCCGCAUUCUGCAAGUGGUAUUGGAGAGUCUCAAGGUGCCAGUAUCAGAGCACAGUAUUGAUGAACCUGUGGAUGAAUACUGUACCAAACUUGCCAGAGAAGAUGUGGAACAGGAUGCUUGCUUUGUCUUUGGAAAAAGCUUCCUGCAUAUCUUCGUCGUUCAUGGCAUUGACGAGACGGGAUUUAUGAUCCGGAUAUCGCACGCCCAGUACGAUGGAAUUUCAUUCCCUGAAAUUCUUCGGCAGCUCGAUGAGCAAUAUCAAAACAAACCAUUAUCCCCGUCUCCUCCCUUUUCAACCUUUGUCCAACACCAAGCCGACUCUCGCAUCGAAAAGAUUAACUACUGGCGCAACAUGCUCCAAGUGUCUCGACUAACAGUCCUCCCACCAUCUCAACCCGAAAGCAAGCCCACAUUCUUGAAAAGAACCAUCGACGUGUCUGCGCGCGCACCCGAUAUAACAAUGGCCACUCUCCUCACGGCCAGCUGGGCUCGGGUGUUAGCCCAGCACCUCGGCAUUGGGGAUAUUACCUUCGGGGGUGUUGUAUCCGGCCGCACCGUCGACGUCCCCGAUAUUGACCGCGUAAUGGGACCAUGUUACCAGGUUAUGCCGCUCCGAGCGAAGUUCCAAGCUGGGAUGACGGCACGCGAGUUGUUGCACGAGAUGCGCGAUCAGUACUUGAAGGGCAGUCACCAUGCUACGCUCGGCUUUCAAGAGAUCUCAGAUCACUGCACAGGCUGGUCUCCGAACAUCCCAUUCUUCUCGUCUAUCGUCCACCACCAUGAUAUCGAAUACUUCGAUAAGAUGCCUUUCGCGGGCUCUGAAUGUCGUGUUGACUAUAUGAACCCGCACCCCGAGCCACCGAAUCCGAUUCGCGUGGUGUCAUACUCUGAGGCUGGUGCAAUGUAUGUUGGCAUUGCGGCAGAUAAAGAGCGGAGGGGGUUUUGGCAAGCGAGGUUGGAGGAACUGGCUUCUGCCAUGGAGGCAUUUGUACAGGAUCCGGCGGCUAUUCUUGCAUGA
Molecule: messenger RNA, 5232 nt
Organism: Penicillium alfredii
Lineage: Eukaryota; Fungi; Ascomycota; Eurotiomycetes; Eurotiales; Aspergillaceae
Gene: sidD
Product: nonribosomal peptide synthase SidD
Exons: 6
Coding region: 1-5232 (1743 amino acids)
Biological process (GO): secondary metabolite biosynthetic process; amino acid activation for nonribosomal peptide biosynthetic process
Cellular component (GO): cytoplasm
Molecular function (GO): phosphopantetheine binding; catalytic activity
Source: RefSeq, a predicted model, not a curated record